This is a messenger RNA of Prunus mume (Japanese apricot), 993 nucleotides long. RefSeq names its product protein pleiotropic regulatory locus 1-like. Gene Ontology annotation, molecular function: protein binding. The record is from RefSeq and is a predicted model, not a curated record. Gene Ontology annotation, cellular component: precatalytic spliceosome; Prp19 complex; catalytic step 2 spliceosome. NCBI's taxonomy places the organism in Eukaryota, Viridiplantae, Streptophyta, Magnoliopsida, Rosales, Rosaceae. Gene Ontology annotation, biological process: mRNA splicing, via spliceosome.
AUGGCUUUAAUGGAAAGAACUCCAGGCAGAUGGCCACGUCCUGUUUGGCAUGCUCCUUGGAAGAUGUAUAGGGUCAUUAGCGGCCACUUGGGAUGGGUACGAUCCAUUGCCUUUGAUCCAAGCAACAAAUGGUUCUGCACCGGCUCUGCAGAUCGCACGAUCAAGAUAUGGGAUGUAGGAACCGGAACGCUACAGCUCUCACUGACAGGACACAUUGAACAAGUACGAGGACUUGCUGUUAGCAGCAGGCACACCUACAUGUUCUCUGCCGGCGAUGACAAGCUAGUUAAAUGCUGGGACCUCGAACAGAACAAGGUUGUCCGUUCAUAUCAUGGUCAUCUGAGCGGUGUUUACUGCUUGGCGGUUCAUCCCACGCUUGAUAUUUUACUCACCGGUGGACGCGAUUCUGUGUGCCGGGUUUGGGAUAUUCGAAGCAAGGUGCAAGUUUUUGCAUUGUCGGGGCAUGACGACACAGUUUGCUCAGUUUUUACUCGACCGACAGAUCCACAAGUUGUCACCGGCUCUCAUGACUCGACCAUCAAGCUCUGGGACCUUAGGUAUGGGAAAACAAUGUCAACACUUACACACCAUAAGAAAUCUGUGCGUGCAAUGGCGCAACAUCCUAAAGAUAUCAAUUCUUUCGCAUCUGUAUCCGCUGACAACGUGAAGAAGUUCAACCUUCCGAACGGCGAAUUUUUGCACAACAUGCUGUCUCAGCAGAAAACUAUAGUUAAUGCAAUGGCUGUGAAUCGGGAUGGUAGUAAUGCCUGUUAGAGAUAGAGAUAUGCUUAUUCAGUGGCACAAACAAUUGCGCAGCCUGGCUCGCUGGAUGGUGAAGCUGCUGUAUAUGCUCUUUCCUAUGAUGUAACUGGUACAAGGCUGGUGACUUGCGGAGCUGAUAAGACGAUCAAAAUGUGGAAAAAGGACCAAAAUGCCACUCCAGAAACCCAUCCUCUCAAUUUCAAGCCUCCUAAAGAUAUUCGACGGUUCUAG